AUUGUGGUGCUGCACCGCCCGAAAAGCCCGAUCGAGGAAGUUUUGUAACAGUAAACAAAACGUGAAGCUGAAGUGAAAGUAACAGACAAGAAAGACGAUCUGUUUUCCUACUAUAAUUUGUUUCCCAACCACUAGGACUGACGUGUACUUUGGCCGACAGUAGGAUGUGCCCCAUGCCCUCCUUCAUCAAAUGAAAGCUCUUCUGUAAAAGAGGGGAAAAAGAUCAGCAGAGUUGUGUCUGCUGUGACACUGUAACGUUGUUUGAUGCGAUCUUUAAAUCUGCUGCUUUCUGUCUUUGAAAACGAACCUGCAGUGACAUUUCCCCAGCACUACAUGAUUUUCUCAGGACUUUGGACAGGAAAACACCGAUACUGAGUGGAAGACAUCAAAGAAUUAACAAGUACUUCCGGUAGAGAGGUAGUUUGAGGAAGGGGUGGUGUUUAUUAGGAAACGAAGUCAGAUUUUUCUUGGUGUCUGUUUAUAACCCAUAUCACGCAUGAUUUCAGUGAAAACUUGACUUUACAGCUUGCAUGCUCUUUAAUUGUGAACAAGAUUCCACGAAUCAUCGAGAAAAAAAACCUUGAAAUUUUGUCGCUUGCAAUGUUGCAUGCGUGUUAUAUCUCAUCACUACAUCAUUAGUUCGUGAAUCAUCAUGUGUCAAUGAAGAAAGCUUUUUUGUUUUAGUAGCUCUUAACACUUUCCAUAGAAAUACAAACCAGUGAAGCACGAGCUCUUCAAUAACAUUAAUAUUCAGCAGCAGUUUGACUUUGCUAUCUUUGUACAAAAAGUCCCGCGAAAGUGAUAACAGAUGACAUUAACGGCGAAUUAAAAAAAUGGAAAAUAGUUUGGUAUUGGUGACUAGCAAAAAUAGUGGAGAGAUAGGAUCUUGCAUCGUUUUCUGAAAACUGCAUGACCUAAGCAAAGCUGCAUUUGCUUGAAAUAAUUUUAAGUCGGCUACUGUGCAGUAAGCGUGGACCGAGCAGAAAAGUGUUGAUUCGGAGAAAGUACCAAGAAGUAUCAGUAAGGUGUAACAAUGACAGAUGUGACAGAUAUUAACCGUAGCGAUGACAACAGUGGUGGAAAGUCAAAGUUAAAUCCAUCAGGAGAGGCAGGAGCUGUGCCACGAUUGUCAGAAAUGGCAGGUGUAGAUUCUGGACUUUUCACAAGUACAGAUGAGCCAGAGCUGGAAUUUGAUGAAGGUGGUCUAGAGUUAUCAUCAGCAAAGGAAGUUGAGUUAUGGGACAACUCUGCGGAUGAGGUGUAUGAUGGCAGUGAAGGCAUUGAAGAAGAUGGAGAUGAAAGUCACAACUAUACAGUUCACCUUCCCACGCUACCUUGGGAGUUUGAACUGGCCAAAGAAGGAGAGGGGGGCGCAUUCCGUGGUGGGGCCAUAACUCCUGAUGGGCUUAUUGAUGAAGAUUUUGAAGCAGAGUUAGGAACACCUCCAGAUGAAGAAGAACAGAGUGAAUUUGGGGAUGUAGAGAAAUAUGGCAUUGUGGAAGUGGCAGGUGAUGACUUGUAUGGAAGGAAAGUCAUUGUAUUCUCUGCCUGCAAAUUGCCUUCCAAUAAAAGCUUUGACCACCAGCGUCUGCUGCAAUAUAUCAAGCACACACUUGACAAAUAUGUGGAACAAGACUAUGUAUUAGUCUAUUUCCACUUUGGCCUCAACUCUCGCAACAAACCAAAACUGUCUUGGCUUCUUCAGGCAUAUCGUGAAUUUGACAGAAAAUACAAGAAAAACUUGAAGACAUUGUACUUGGUGCACCCCACCAACUUCAUUAAAAUAUUAUGGAACAUCUUUCGACCUUUCAUCAGUGUAAAGUUUGGCAAGAAGCUGAUGUAUGUAAACUACCUUGUGGAGCUGAAAAACCAUCUGCCAUUUGAUCAACUCACUGUUCCUCAGCCUGUACUUGAGUUUGAUGCUAAAAAGGCUGCAGCCAGCAAACUUCAGUACCCCUAUGAGACAGGACGUGAUGGGCCUAAGAAAACACAGCAGUUUGGUGUGACACUGCAGUUCAUCAAAACAAAUUCUGGACAAGCUAUGCCCCUUGUGGUGGAACAGACAAUUGCUUACAUGAAGGAAAAUAAAGCUGAUGAAGUAGAAGGAAUUUUCCGACGCUGUGCCACACUGACCACACUGCAGGAAGUUCAGAAGAAAUACGAUAAUGGUGAGGUGGUAAACUUUGCGGAUUAUGGUGAUGUGCAUGUGCCUGCUGCAACAUUGAAAAAGUUUCUUCGAGAACUGCAAGAACCUCUCAUGACCUAUGACUUGUUUGAACCCAUCACACGUCUUCAUUUACAUGAUAUUCCAAAGCAAUUGACAGAAGUACAGAGAAUGCUGCAGGAUGAAUUACCAGAAGACAACUACAACAUUCUCAAGACUAUUGUCCAGUUCCUAGUAGAUAUUUCUGUCAAGGCAGAUGUGAACAAGAUGUCUCCAGCUAACAUUGCCACAGUCUUUGGGCCUAACCUGGCAUGGUCCAAAGGGCAAGCUAAACUGUCAACAGUUGAACCUGUCAUACGUUUCACACAACUUCUGAUUGAGCACUUUGAUGAUGUGUUUCUGAGGUGACUUUUCCCUGACCUAAAUCUAUCAUGACCAUAACCUUCUUGUUCUGACCUCAGGUAUAAGUUUCUGUCAAGUCAUAUUUUGUGUUGACUCUGCCAUUGUGGACAAUGAGGAGGCAGCUAAAGUUGUUUAUACUGAACCUUGCCUGUGAGAACACUUGUCCACAAGUUUUUGAUUGUGGUGUCUUGUGAUUCAUGUAAUUGAGUUCUUUCAUAGAGACACACAGCCACAAGGCAUAGUUCUUCAAAGUACUGUUGGAUUAUAAAAGUUAUAGAUUAUGCUUUUAAAACUGCAGCAUUCUGGCAGUGUACAAAUCGUUGGAUUAUGAGAGUUAUGGACCUUUCUAUUAAAGCUGUGGAAUUCUAACAGUUUACAAACUGUUGGAGUACAGAAGUUAUGGAUAUUGCUGUUAAAAUUAUGGUAUUUUGACAGUUUAAUGUCAAACAUACAGUUGCAACCAGGCGUUCACAGAUACACGAAGGUGCACAUAAAGUGGAAAAAGGAAGGUUAGUGUAUUGACUGCUAUAUCAACUGAACUGCAUAACUGCUAUUUCUGCACCCUGCGUUUGGGAUUACAGAAUGUUUAGCUAGUCAUUUGUAUGAUCUAAGUCUGUUUUGUCUGCUUUUUUUUUUUAGCAACUGACAGUGAAAAUAAUAGGUAUAAAUAAAAUCAUUGAUGGUCCUGGGGGAUGACUGUGCCAUUUGUGAACUAAUUCCAGGUUGUACACCAACCAUGAGUCAGCUGUUGGGCUAAUGACAGCAUACAUAGAUGAUGUGCCAUAAAAUCCCCACUAUAAAAGCAAGCAUAUAUUAUUGUGCAAAAAAGUCACCCAUGUUUGAUGAUAAAGUUAUUACAGUCAAUUAUGCUUACAAAUUGUGGGAAUAAUAAUAUAUUUAAAAAGCAUCAGUACUGCAUUGGCCAUUGGCAGUAGUGACAACAUGUGCUGUAAACAGAUUGACAUAUAUUUAGAUCGGGUUUUUUUUCCUUAAUGGGUUUUUUGGUGCCACAUGCUAGGCAUUGUGUGUAGUUAUACUGUCUUGGCCCAGUAUGCAGUUCCAGUUACUUUGUUGAAGCAGCUUUCUUUCAAAUGUCUCUUACAAGAUCUCUGUGAUCUUGUGUGGUCAGGGUAUCAAGGAGAAGCUCUUGUUUGUUGUAUUUGUUCUUAAACUUCUCGAAGUGAAAGCCAUAGUCAGUGCAGUAAAAUAAUCAUCACUUACCUGUUGAGAAGGUUAUUUUCAGUCAUAGCAAAACAUGUACAAGCCCAUAACCAAACCUUUUAUUUAUGAUUAACAGAGAGUGGAAUAAUGCACUUGAGCUCGACAAGUUUUUCAGAAACUUUUUGUGAGUAUAGGUAAAUAUGGCUGGGCCAUAAGAACAGAUUUCAGUCGAUUGUGGCAUAUUUGGGUUGCAAGUUAACAUGUCACUUUUUUUUGUCAAUAUCUAAGAGCUGUGAUAUGUGUCUAUGUCCCAUGGAAAUGCCUUUACUUUAAAGCUCAUGAUCAGGAGCAAUGUGGAGGUUAAAUCUGAAGGCAUUCUGUUUCUGCAGGAAUAAAACUAAAGCCUUGUAUGUUGACAGUGUGUAUGUAUCCUUUCAUGUAUAUGCUGGUGCCACUUUUCAUAUUCUUCACUUGCAUCUUCAAAGAUCACCCUAUCUUGACAGCAGCACUUUAGAAUUCUAAUGUUAUUUUCUCUGGGUGAUGUAGCUAUGCAUUCUAAUUCUGUGUUUAUUUUUGUAGUUGUUUUGCUGCUUACCUUCGAAAGUUACUAUGAUUUCCACUUCAUGCAGCUACUUCAGCUAUUUCAUAUUCUUUAUGUCAAAACCUUCUGUUGCUUCUUUGGCUGUGAAUCAUUGUUAUGGGAAUAUCCUUCGCUUAUUUUUGUUUCUUUCGAGAUAAUUAUCACUUCAUAUUCUUGGCAUAAUCUUUUGCAGUUUGCUUUCCUUUGACCAGCACCUGAGAUUUGGGGGGCGUACAUGUAAAGUGCACCAUUUUUCUCACCAAUUAUUUCAAUGUAAUUGUAUGUAGAGGCAGUAGUUAAUCAAAUUGUGAUGUCUGCUUGUUUUAGAUGUUCUUCGGCUGACCCACUAAAAAGAAGACAAAUGCCACACACUCAAAAUUUUUAUAUCAUUCUCAAGUCAUUCUAAUUGUAGUAUUUUGUAAAAUGUGGAAAUGCCUAUAAUCAUCACCUUAAAGGCAGAGCUUUCACCUUCCAACAGGAAGGGAUGGAUUUGAUCUGACAGAGGAAUAUGAGAGUACUUUUGGGGCCAGAAGUAAGCAGUUAGUGAAGAAUAACCACUAGGGUAGCCGGCACUGUGUGUGAUCAUCACCUCUUUCCGUAGGCCAUAACACCCUUUUAAUAUAUUAUGGACCCUGUUAUAUUAUCCUUUUUCUUUCUGUUGGAUUAUAUUAGUUGUGGUGUUAUUGUAUAACAUGGGGAUCUUAUUUUUCACCCUUUUAGUGUAACCUCAUUCCAUGAUUUAGCCUUAGUUGCUGACAUGGCAUAAAACUCAACCAACCAGCCAAACAACCAACCAACCUUGGUUCAAACCAUUCUUUUCCGCCAGUCCAGUGCAGGUAACUGUUCAGUGACCGCUAUUGUAUCUGUGAAGUUCAAUCACUUUUGAAAGCCAGAUUCUACUCGACACUACAGCUUUGUAUCGAAAAAUUCAGUAGGAUGUUACGUUUAUUUUUUUUUAGCAUGGAUAAGUUGUACUAAAGCCAUUUAGAACAUAUUAAAUAAAAUUAUUUAUAAAGGAGUGCUGGAUAAAGUGUCAUUUACUUGCAUGUAAUACUCAUCAGCACAUAGUAACAGAAUUUCAUGAGAUUCUAAAUGAUGUCAUGAAAUGGUGGUGGAUAUUAUAUGUUUACUUCUUUUUUGCUGUUUCAUUCCAUGUUUUUCUAAAACUGAGAUAUCGUGCAAUAAUGAUGCUGUCAACGAUAAAUCAUGUAGUUUUUGUUGUUCCCCAUCUCACAACUUUCCUGUUAACCUCCUUGGUCCUUUACUGGUUGCUAUGCAAUUUUUUUUUUAAAUUAGUUCUUUUUUUUAAAUAAUGGAUUAUUGCACUCAGAUUCAAGGUGCAUUGAAAAUGAUUGCAAGUAAGAUUUCUUAUAAAUAUCUCUUUUAGGCUGCAGAGAUGGGAAGAAAAUUGGUAAUGUAAAAUAUUGUACCUAUUCAGAACAAUGUAUAACAUUUAAAGUUUGAAAAAAUUUUCAAGCUAUUCAGAAGAGUUGGCUAAGCAAGACAGAAAUUUUGUUUAAUGAUAAUGACACAUGGAGUGUGCACAUACACCUAUGCACAUGCAUGCAGAAAUAUGUGAAGUGUGUGCAUAAAUGUAGGCGUGCACACAUGCAGUAAUGUAUGCACAUGCAUAAAUAUACACUUGUUAUGUAUAUAUCUUGUAUAAAGCAUUCAACCUACCUAUACAGCUGACUUGUGUAAAUGUACAAAUCCUUAAUUGUUCCAAAAAUAAACAUUCCUUAUUGUAUAUUUUAGUUGUUUUUUAUGGAUAUAUAUAUAUUAUGCAUAUAUAUAUAAUGUAUAUAAACUGGUAAGUAGCAGUAAACAAGCCUUGUAAGCUAAGAUUGUUACAGAGCAGCAACAGAUGUUGGGGCAAUUUUUGUUUAAAGAAAUGCAAGAGACAUUUUUCACUAGCAUCUGACAAAUGUUAAACUUGCAAUAUCAAACAAGGAAGUGUGUUUUUUCUUAGUUACAAUUCCUACAGUUAUAGCUUGUAUAUGAAAGCGUCAUCUAUCUCAUUAUUUCUGUACAGUUUAGAUGACUUAAAGAAGAAAGAAUGGGUCUCUCGAGAAAACUAUUUAUCUGGAAUGAAAACAAACCAGACAAGAUUUUAAUGUAUGUUUAAAUUGUUUUAGGUGAUCAUCAGUUUUGAAAAUGAUUUUGAAUGAAGUGCAAGGAUGCACCAUUUAUUUAUUUAUUUAUUUUUAUGUUGAAACAUCUCUUUUUGCAGAGUUCUGAGGUUCUUUUCACUUUACAAUUUUUGAGGGGAGAGAAUGAAAGAGAACAAAGGACUAGGUUUCACUAACUGGUUGUCUUAUUGGAAGUUUUAUAGAUAGCUGUUUGACGUUGAAACUAUUUCAUUAUCAGAUCUUCACCAACUGCAUGAAGACAUUGUCAAAGAUGAAGUAUAUUAAGAAAGAUGGAUUUUUUUUUACAUUUUAUUGCAAAACUCAACAUUGUCUAACAGAUUUUUGAAACUUUGAGUAUAAAGAAUGGAGAGAGUGGUGAUUGAAAGGGUUGAGGUGGGGGAAGAAUUUUAUAGUUUAAAAUGAUAGCAGAUUUUCUGUCCUCUGUAACCCUAAACUUUUAAAAUUAUCACUGUGGACAUAAAUCAAUGAUGAAGAUAGUAGGAGGACAGAAAUGCUACAUGCAAAAAAGAGGGAGAGCUUUGUUCACUAAUCACUUGGAAUAGUUUCCCCUUUUUAAAGUCUUCUUAAAAAGCUAUAAUGCAACCAUCAAUGUUUAUGUCUGGACUGCUGUCUGUUUGCCAAGACCAACACCAAGUCUUGCAUGAAAUUGUAGGCUGUCAGGUCUUGGCGAACCAUUUAGUAGCUUAAUAUCAAAACCACAAUAAAAUUCUUAGUCAGCAAUAGACUUGCAGUAAAUUUUGCUACUUAUUUUUUAUUUCCUUUUUGGAAAAAGUCCUUGACCUCCACUUUCCAUGACUUAAAGCCAAUAAACUGAAAACACUACAGACCAUAAAGCUUGAGAGUUUGCAUCAUCUGCUCUUAUUCUUGCUGUUGAUUUGUAAAACCUCGUCUGUCCUUGUUCUAGAAGUUAAUGCAGACAAUUCAUCUUCAAGCAGUCCAGCUAACUCUUUACUGAGCUACUGUUCAGUCACUGGCAAACUUAUUAGUUUCACCAAAAUAUUUUAUGUUACUAUAUCUGCAUGCAGAAAGUUUAAUUUGCUUAAAGUAUUACUGCAAUUCUAAAUAAUUAAUGAAAGUAUUACUCUCACUUAUUCUGUUGGCCUGCAGUCAUAGGUGAAGCAUUUAACAAGCUUACAUGGUGGUCUUGGGCAAGUUCAACCAGAUCGGUAAAGCAUAAAAGUCUGAUAUAACAAAACUUCCCAGUUUUGGUGAGGGAUGCAGGUACUAGAAAAUGUGACCAAACAAGUAAUCUCUUGGCUAAACUUUGGCAUGUUGACAAGGCUCAUAAAAUUUUUGUUGGUGUCAGUGUUGUAAAAGGGCAUUUUUGAGAAAUUAUUUUUUAUGGGUGUGUAAUAUUGUUUCAUGACAUCAUUAAGCCAUAUAGUCUGGAAUCUGCACAACUAUAUUAAGACAAAUCUUUCAUCGAUCUCACUGGCAUUCAUUUUGUUACUGAAAAUUUGUGUGUGUUACGGUUGACCUUUCCCCCUUUUCUCUCUCUACAUUUAAUCACAAUACCUACCUUUAUUACAUUGUGUGUAACAUCAGAAUCUCAAAGCGCUUUAUAUUCAGAUUAACCAUUUGUGGGCCAUUUGCAAAUAGAAUAACGUGUAUAGCCUUUUAGUUUGUAGUUUCUGUAGGUUGUUUAUUUUUAAAGCAGUGCUGCCGAAUUUGUACAGAAAAUUGUCAAGAUUGUUAUUAUUUACACAUUCGAAGUAUGCUUUCACAUUCAAUUUUGGUUAUUUCCCAUUCCAGACAUGCCAUUAUAGUUUCUAAUUAUAGAAAUUUUAGAAUUAUAGAUCAUAAUGUUUUCCACGACUUGCUUUUUUAUUAUUUUAAUUUUAUCAGCACCAGAAGAAUCUGGUGAAAAUAAAGCAUUUAUAUUACAGACAUGAAGAACAGAUAAGAAGUGAAAAAAGUUUAAAUUAGAGAUAAUAUCAAGUGCAGUGUGGUUGAAUCCUUUAGAAAGGGCCUCCAAGGCAUCAGUUGAGUUUGGUCCCUUGUUGGGAGGAAAGAGGAAAGCAAGUGAGGGUGGUGGUGGUGGGAGGAAACUGGAUGAGGGCAGCAUCUACAAUGUGUUAACAUUAAAUAUAUCAAUAUAAAACAUGUUGCUUGGUGGAAAUUAGCACAGGGUUUUGGUCAUCCAAAAAAUGUUUAAAUAAGGGGCAGGACUUAGGCUUAGUUUUACGUGGCUUUGAAGAGCUGUGGGUGACAAGAUUAGUUGUUGAAUGGUGUAGCUCACUGUUAUACAGAUAUAGCAUCUGCUUUUUGUAUGCUUUGCUUGGUAUGUAGGACCUGUACAAAAUGUUUUCCUGAGGUAGAAAAUAAAAGUGCUUAUUCUUUUCUGUUAUAGUUGUGGAAAAAAAUCUUUAUUGUUUGGAGGUUGACUAAAGUUUAGAGGAAGAUAAAGGUUACACCCUUUUUGGUACUGUGUCCUGGCCGCUCUCAGCCAUCUUAACAUGCUGCUUUGCUUUAUAUAUAAUUGUUGCUCUGUAACAUGGAACAAUGCACAAACUUUGCACAUAGACCCAGGCUUCUAACUAGAUGCACUCUCAAGGCUAUAUUUUGCUGGGAAGAUUGUUCAGCAGUUUUUUUAGCUCUGGUGCUUAUGGCUGUUAAUCACCAGAGAUGUUCACUGUGCGCUGUGCUAUUUUGAAGCAAUGUCAGAUUGUAGAGAUGUUUUGUUUUGUAGGGUUUUAUGUUUAUUUUUGAUUUGGGGGUUGGGGUAGGGAUUUGUUGAUGAGUUGUUUAUUUUUUAGCUGAACUAUACCUCUUAUCAUUUAGAGAUCUUUACUGACCACACCACUUUGUAGAGGCUAGUACUUUCUUUGACAUGCUGAUGUGUGACUCUGUGAGCUGUAUUUUUAACUUGACAUGCCAUGACAUUGAGUGCUUGUGUCUUGAGAUUCUGCCAAGUAGCAGCAGCAGCUUCUUGCUUUUUUGAUAUGUUUCUCGUUUAUAGUGUCCAGAAACUCUGGGUCUUGGAAUCUUGAUGAGCUUUAUCAUUAUUUUACUUAAUGUGCAAUGUAGUGAGUGGGGGUUAUUGAGAUACUAAUGGUGUAUUCAUUUUCUUUUUCCUUGUGGUUGGGGAGGAAGUUAUGUGCCAUGCAGUGUGACUGCUAACCUAGAUGCUGACCUAUGGCAUGUUGAAGCAUGCAGAGAUCAAAUCUAUAAUGGUGUGGUGUACUAAUAUAUGUAUAUUAAAUAAAUAAACUUCCUUUUCAUGUGAAACUAUAAUUACAGCUCAUCCCUAUUUUUGUGACACCCAAACUGUAACCACAAACCGUCCUCCUUAUUAUUAUAUAGAAGCUAUAAAUACAUGUGGCACAAAAGUGGUAAACCUAAAUGCCCAAGUUCUAACCUGGAACAUUUCCUGGUGGUUGACUAACCACCAACCACCUGUUUUUAGGAAACUGAGAGAAACUACAAAUCUUCCCUUGUGUUAUGAAAAAUUGUAUAUACAAACCUUCCCUACCUACAUGGAUAAUCAUGUGACGUAGCUAGUGUUAACCUCUUUGCACACAUACAUAUCAGUAUUCUGUGCCUUGUCGCUAGCCUGUAGUGAGAUUGACCCUAUUAUUCGGUUCUUUAGAGAAAGUGUGCAUGCAGGCAGGAUUUUUCAUACUUUGACCUCUCUCCUUUGUUGACCCAUUUUUUUAACUGUCCAUGGUACCAAGGAUUUCUUGCCAGUUAACUGGUCGCAGAAGAUUAGAAGGUGCGAUGGGUAGUGAGAGGGAAAUACUUUCGAUGUAAAGGAGUUGAUGAAAUACACCAGUGACCGUCGCUAUACAAUGCCAGCUGUGUCAGUCUUACCCGUGUCCCUUGAAGUACACUAGGACUUGUGUAAUUGAUAAUUAGUAGGUCUCCUGCCCCCAUUUGUGGAGGGGUGGGUAAAGCAGACACUUCUCCAGAAUGGGAGGAAGCAAACCACGUCGUCGGUAAUGGGAAUUUAAAAUUAAAGCUGAUCUAAUGCUUUAUUAGUGUGUUUGGUUGAUUGUGUGUUGUGUGUGUAAGUUGUGGACAGUAGAAUCAGUCAUGUUUCUCGGGGAGUGUGGUUACACCUCUUAAAUAGCUGAGGCUUCAGAAAUGUUGAAGGUAACAUUCUGACUUACGAAGUUUUCAUGGUAACAUUCUUGCUGAUUAAAUGUUGGAGGGGAUUCCUUGGCUUGAGAAGUUCCAACAUUCUACCUUGCGGUUGUGCAUGCUAACUUGACAUGCAGCAGAUGAGAUAUGGCAGUUUUAUUAAGGAGUGUUGACUAGCAUAAACGAUUGUAAGUGGUAUCCCUGUAUUAACUUUGUCUCUUUCUUUUUUCUUUGUUGUUUGGACGUCUUUGCAUCAUCUAGGAUGUUUGUCGCAUACUUAUAUGGACCAUGUCAUCCUCCAUUCCAUCAAAGAGGUUAGAAUUAACCUCUCAAAAUUCCAAGAACUCUCAUCUUGCACUCAGAUACACUGGUGCUGUGUUUGGUUAAUGGUGAGAAAUAUACUUCCAGAGCUAAGUAGGUAUGAAAUGGUAAUGUCGCACGUGUGAUCUUUAACGAAAACGCUGCCAGGUGCACUUGUAAAUCCAGACUUGCGAUUAUCACACGUGUAUGUGUGUGGGCGUGCAUGCGUGUGGGGCUGUGCACGCAUGCGUUUUAUACACGUAGCGUAUUUGCGUGCGUGUCCGUGUGCUCUUGAUAUGGCUAUGCCAACUCAGAUCUUGCCACAUCGCUGCCAUCCUUAUAUCCUUGUAGACAACAUGGGGCUGAUUUUCUUGUUUAAGAGUAGAAGACGGCGUGCAUACAUACCGUUAGUUGUGUGUUAAUAGGAGAUAAUAAUAAAGGCUGACAGCAUCAGCAUUUGCUUGCGUUGUUGCACACAGAGAUCGGAGCUAUCAACACUGGUAUUCUGUAGAAACGAUGUUGGACAGUACUUUUACAGCAGACAGGCUUCUAAAGCAAUCAAACAGGACUUUGACCAGCCUCCUUCAUCUGGAACAAAAGAAUCGCAAUUUUAUAGUUUCCACCUUUAAAAAUUGAUCUUUAUUCUUUGUACUAGUCUGCGAAUGUGAAAGGCCCGAGUAGUGAGCACCUUCAGGCUUGCGGGUGAUUAAACACGAAAAGUCUGGUUGUCUUGGAGACCAGACUUCACCCCCAACGAGCACACCUGUAAAAUCUUUCCCAAGUACGGUCAAGCGUUAUCUCCAGAACUUUCAUUCCUCGCUUUCUAGCGUACCUACACCUUCCUCUUCAAAGCAUGAAUUUGCCAAGGAGUUGGUGUUAUUUUUCUGAAUUAUCGAUGAAUAUAUUCCUGACUUUAGUCGUACUUUCUACCCUGUUAUUGAGAAGUUUUGUGUUUAGCAAAAUGAGCGCAGUUCAACUGCCUCGGGUGUCACAACAUUCUGUUUAUCUGUGCCCUACAUAGCAAACUGUAUGGUCAGCUAAAUAUGUUAUAUUUCUUGCUCUUAACGCAGAAAUCACUUGCAUAUCAUCCUACACAUCGUUAUUGCAGUGUUAAUACAUGGGUUGGGAUGGUACAUGGUGAUACUAUAUUCAUCGACUAAUGAGAUGGUGCAUGCAAACUGCGUGACACAACACUUGGUGCACAUGCACAUAGAAAAUGUUUUUGAUGAUUUCGUAACGAUUACUGCAAGAUUACAUUUGUGGAAAAGAUCCAUUGUAAAUGAUGGUAAAAUUACAAUGAAAUUGAGACAUUUCCAGUGGACAGUUACAUGGUUUGUAACCAUAGCCCUGACCCCUUCCGACACUUGGAGGUUUGCUGUAGCAGUCUUAAAGGGACUUUAGUGUAGUCGAUAUCUGUUCUCUGAUCUCUGCGCACCAAAUAAAAUUCUAUAAAAAGCC
Molecule: messenger RNA, 12295 nt
Organism: Pomacea canaliculata
Lineage: Eukaryota; Metazoa; Mollusca; Gastropoda; Architaenioglossa; Ampullariidae
Product: rho GTPase-activating protein 8-like
Exons: 16
Coding region: 1034-2572 (512 amino acids)
Biological process (GO): small GTPase-mediated signal transduction; negative regulation of endocytic recycling
Cellular component (GO): cytoplasm
Molecular function (GO): GTPase activator activity
Source: RefSeq, a predicted model, not a curated record